Suricata suricatta (meerkat) is the source of this 2853-nucleotide messenger RNA. It is a transcript of the gene EARS2, whose product is annotated as glutamyl-tRNA synthetase 2, mitochondrial. NCBI's taxonomy places the organism in Eukaryota, Metazoa, Chordata, Mammalia, Carnivora, Herpestidae. The coding region runs from base 355 to 1824 and encodes 489 amino acids. The transcript has 9 exons. Gene Ontology annotation, molecular function: glutamate-tRNA ligase activity; tRNA binding; zinc ion binding. The record is from RefSeq and is a predicted model, not a curated record. Gene Ontology annotation, biological process: glutamyl-tRNA aminoacylation.
GACGAGCUAGCUGAGAUUGGCCCCCGCAGCAGCCCCUAAUCUUGCACAGCCUGGCCGGAAACAGGUGGACGUUUCUAUGGAGACCCGCCUCCUCCGCUUCCCCAGCCCGGCCCCCUGCCACGCUUUAGCUUUCGGGAGCCGAGGGGGGCGGGCCCGGGAAGUCGCCCGCAAGAUGGGCCCUGCCCCCUAGAGGCCUAGUGGGGCCGGCGUGGCGUUGGGGAGUAUGGGCUUGCCGGCAAGGAGGCCUGCGCCUUUAAGGGGCGGGGCUGUGUCCUCUGUGGCAGACGCGGAUUGGCUGGGAGGGAUCCCCGGAAGUGAUGCACCGAGAAGCCCACGUGUGCGGGUUCUUCCCACAUGGCGGUGCUUCUGAAGAGGGUGCUGCAGUCGGCGAGGCCCCCUGCGGCCUUAGGCCGCCCCUUGGGACGGCGCGAGGCCAGCCUGGGCACUGAUCCCGGGGCUGCAGUGCGGGUGCGGUUCGCCCCCAGCCCCACAGGCUUCCUGCACAUCGGUGGCCUGCGCACUGCCUUAUACAACUACAUCUUUGCCAAGAAGCACCAGGGGCGUUUCAUCCUCAGGCUGGAAGACACGGAUCAGACGCGUCUCGUGCCCGGGGCAGCGGAGAAUAUCGAGGACAUGCUGGAGUGGGCCGGCAUCCCCCCUGACGAGAGCCCCCGCCAGGGAGGUCCCGCGGGGCCCUACCAGCAGUCCCAGCGACUGGAGCUGUAUGCCCAGGCCACGGAAGCGCUGCUGGAGUCCGGCGCCGCUUACCCCUGCUUCUGCUCGCCGCAGCGCCUGGAGCUCCUGAAGAAGGAGGCCCUGAGGAACCGCCAGACGCCCCGGUAUGACAAUCGGUGCCGGACCCUGAGCCAGGGGCAGGUGGCCCAGAAGCUAGCCAAAGGCCCUAAACCUGCUAUCCGCUUCCGCCUGGAGGGGGAGGCACCAGCCUUCCAGGACCUGGUAUAUGGCUGGAAUCGGCAUGAAGUGGCCAGUGUGGAGGGGGACCCGGUCAUCCUGAAGAGCGAUGGCUUCCCCACAUACCACCUGGCCUGCGUGGUGGACGACCACCACAUGGGCAUCAGCCACGUGCUGCGGGGCUCCGAGUGGCUGGUCUCCACCUCCAAGCAUCUGCUUCUCUAUCGAGCCCUGGGCUGGCAGCCACCUCGCUUUGCCCACCUGCCCUUGCUCCUCAACAAAGAUGGCAGCAAACUGUCCAAGAGACAAGGGGACAUUUUCCUGGAGCAUUUUGCUGCUGCCGACUUCCUGCCGGAUGCCUUACUGGACAUCAUCACCAACUGUGGCUCAGGGUUUGCAGAGAACCAGAUGGGCAGGACCCUGCCAGAGUUGAUAAAACAGUUUGACCUGACCCGGGUCACCUGCCACUCAGCCCUGUUGGACUUGGAGAAGCUCCUGGAAUUCAACAGGAGGGCAGGCGGCACCAUGACCCUGUUCCACUUUGAGAACUGCUUCACGCUGGCCGACGUCCCUGACUUCGUCACCUACAGAUGCAGCAGCCUGUCCCAGGGCAAGCCCUUCUGGAAGUGCACGCAGGCCAGGAUCACCUACGUUUUCAUGCAGCUGUGCAAGCAGGUGCCCCUCUUUUCUAGGCUUUUAGAAGGACCUGGUGUGAACUUAUCUCAGGAUGUCCUGAAUGGAGAACUGAAGAAGGUAUCAGAAGGUCUGGAAGGGACCAAACACAGUAACGUGAUGCAAGUCCUCCGAGUGGCCCUCAGUGGACAGCGGCAAGGACCCCCGGUAGCUGAGAUGAUGGUGUCCUUGGGAGCAAAGGAAGUACGGGAGCGAAUACAGAAGGUGCUUUCCAGCUAGAGAGAAGAUAGGACAGUGGAGGUGGCCCUGGGAGCCUGGACAUGCGUGGAAACUGCCUUCGGAGCGAAGCAGAAGGGACCUGGGGCCCAUCAGGAAACUCACGGAAGGAACCCCGAGUGGAAAUGGUCUCUGGAUGCACCCAGUGCAUUUAUGGCUUCCUCUCACCUCUCCUUGGUUCUGACACCACAUUACACGGCACAGGUUAGGAGCUGGUUCACGACACUGUCCAGAGGGCUUGCUUGUGUCAUAUUCAGCUCAGGCUCCCGUAGUGGUGGCUUAAACAAGAGAAAGUUAUUUCCUCACAGUCCUGGAGUCUGGAAGUCCAAGUUCAAGGUGUCAGCAGAUUCGGCUUCCCAGAGGCCCCUCUCCUUGGCUUGCCGAUGGUCUCCUGUGUCCUCCCGCAGUCUCUUCUCAGAGUGUGCUGUUGGUGUCUCUCUGGGUGUUCACAUCUCUUCUUGUAAGGACAUGGGUCAGAUGGAUUAAGGCCCACCCUCAUGGCCCAAUUUUAAUGUACGCACCUCUUUAGAGGUCAUGUCUCCAUAUACAGUUACAUUCUGAGGUCCUGGGGGUCAGGGCUUUGGCAUAGGAGUGUUGAGGGGAUGCAGUUCAGCCCCUACCAGCUCGGGAGCUGCUUGGACUCACAGGUCGCAGUUCUCAGGCCCCACUGGAUGUGGAGCGGUAAGGAUGAGUGACACCGCGGGCCGAACUGGAUGGCGGACUCUGGUGUUUGUAAGAGAAGUGACUGUGUGCCGAGGGUGAGCCUGCGCUCUGUGCCACUCUGAUACACCGUGCUCUGUCCUUGUAUUUGGGCACCGCGUCUCCUUCUCUACGGGUCCUCUCUUCUUCUCUUCAGUUCUCUCGACCUGGUCCUUGAACUGGAGACCUUUGUCGCGCCUGCUUUACACCUUUUUCUUCACACCCACCUCCCUCUGCACAUUCUUGUAAGUCACUGUCUGUGGGUUUCUGAAAUAAGAUGUUCUUUUUUUUUUUUUAAUUUUUUUUAAUGUUUUAUUUAUUUUUGAUACAGAG